ACCUUGACCAGUUUUUUGGCAUGUUUUUUCUCCCACCCCCAAGAUUAUCAUUUGAUCUAUAUUUAAAAGUUUUUAGGCAUGAGUAUAUAAAACAAUGGAAAAUUAAACUUUUGUUUCUAGUGUUUAUAUUAUUAUUGAUUUAUUAUAAUAAACGUGCAGUACAUAAUAACUUUAUUUAAGGGAUAAUAAUAAUAUCCCUAAAAUAUGUGUUUACAGAUAUUGUUUCAAGAUGCAUUAUAUCGCCUCCUCAGUCUGCUCUGUUUAACUCCAAUUGUCUGUUAUGAUACAUUUAUAAAGUCAUAGAUGCUUACUUCUGUAAAAUGAAUGACAGAUCAUGAAAUAAUUUUUCCAGUAACACCAAAAUGUUCUCAUCAUCCAUCUGUUCGUAAUCCCCCAGGCUUUUAAUACAGCUGUGAGGAAAAAAAACUACGAGACCACUCCAAAUUUUUAUUUAAUGAUAAUUUUUAGAUGUUUUUUGGCUAUUCCAGUCCAUUUUCUGUUGAAUUCCAGAAACAUCAAACCUCAGGAGUGACAUAAAGUCACCCAACAGCAACGUGAAAGACUGACAGCAUGGCAAGACACAGAUGCCUUGGAGGAGUGGGGGCUCCUGGCUCAAGGAAGUACAAGAACCAUGGAAGAAAAUCUAGAUUUAGAUCAGAUUGGCAUGGAACUGAAAAUUGUACCAUUUACAUGGAUUCAGCAAGAUCCUUCGGCCCUUCCAGGCAAUAAAACUGACUUACUGCAUGGGUACGGAAUAAUAAUGUACAGAGGUUGCUAUGCGCAAACAUUUGGGAUUGGACAAAAUAGGGGAGGCCAUUCCACAUUUUAUGUGGACUAACUUUACUGCAACCAAAGAUUACCAAAUGUCUGAAGAUCAAGAGUGUUUGGUAUCAGAUGAGGGGCUCUCGGUCCGGACUGAAGACAGAGUCAACCUUAAUGUGUUUUUUGUUCCAUCACAAGAUCAGACAGUGGUUGUAAAGGAUUACAGCAAGAAGAGCUCACAAAAUCAUAUCCUUGGUUCAGAAUCAGACCAGUCACCUCCUCUUGAAAAUAAGAGUGUUAAAAAUAAAAUUAUUUCUUUUGAGGAGAACACAAGGAGUCUAGCGGUAAACUUGCAGUUGAUACCCAAGACUGAGUCUGAGUCUCUUGGCACUGAUAUUUGUGAAGUAAAAACCAAAGCUACAAAACUUGUUAACAUCUCAACCAAUGAUUUAUUAGAAAUUAAGGUUAAGCGAAAAUCUAUUUUAAAAGAAGGUUUUCACAAUGACAAACUUCCAACGGCUGCCAGAGUCAACCACACCAACAAGGAGCCCUGGACUGAGAAUAAGACAUGUUUAGAAUAUAGUAAGGACGACAGUACAGAUUCUAAAACACAACUUUUAUAUCAUGGAGCCAAGAUGUUUGAUAUCGAAGGGACCCAGGCAAUAACAAGUGAAGGAUAUUCCUUGGAAGAACAAAAUGAGGUGUUAGAUUUAAGCCUACCAAAAAAUAGAGAAAUAAAUGAAGAGAGGCAGUGUGAAUGGGUUGUGGACCCUGAAUAUGAAGGUUCACUUCAUAUGGAAGUUGAUGAAAUUGAAGAUGAGCCCGAGCACGUUGAAGUCGAACAAGAGGACAAUGAUGAAAAUGGCUGGAUUCCAUCGAAUGAUGCUCAUAAAUAUCUCUCACAGCAUUGGGAUGGAUAUCAAUCCUCCCCCUGUCCUUCCGUUUCGCCAACGCCUACAUUUACCAACAUAAUGACUCCAGAUCCAAUGGAUACGCUUCUUAUAGAUGAUCAGGGGAUUCCUUAUACUCUAACCCCGGAUGGACAGAAAGUUCCACAGAUUGAUUAUUCACAAGAUACAGUGGAGCUGUCUGAACAAGAAGAUCCAAGGCAAGGUGAAGAUUAUGUCCAGGGCAUUACAGACAAAGCAAAUCCACUGUGUCCAAAUAUGUCUCUAGGCCCUGUUUCUUCAGUUGAAGCUUCACAAGUUGUUCCAAACAUGGAGUCAAAGUCUUUGUACCCUGUUUCACCUGCCGUGUCCGACUUGGCGUCGAUUCCCAUUCAGAUUGUGGCUAAUACUACAGGGUCAAACACUCCCAUUCUGCUCCUUUCUCCAUCUCAGCUUCAGUCACUUUCCUCACCAGCCUCCAAGAGUAAUCCAGGCCUAAUCACCCUUUCUUUACCAGUUCAGAGACCACAGACCUCCUCAAUGUUCCUUGUUUUGUCAUCUCCUCAGGUGUCUUCGACUCAAAGCUCACCCUCAACAGGGCAGCUAUCUCAAAUUUCCUCCACUUCCACUGUUGCACUUCCUCUAGCUGCUUGUCCGCUUGACCUGGGAUCUAUAGUAUGCGCACAUCCCUCACUUCUCAGCCCCAGCUCGGUUUCCUCUGUCACAGGUACAGACAUCUCAGGACUGAAUAACCCCUCUAAUCUUCCUCUUAGCCCUACCUCAUCAACUGCCUCCUCAAGCACUUCCACAGUGAUCUCUACAAGUCCAAGCAAGCAAUCCUGCAUCGAUGCCUAUGCUGACUUGCCAAUGCCCACUUCUUUUCGUGAGGCCCUACUCAGAUUAGCAGUGUCUGCUGAGAAGAAAAAUGAAAGCCAUGCUCAAAAUAUUGAAACGCAAUCGGUCGUUUCUUCCUCCUCACAUUCUGAAGAUAAAAACCAUGAGACGGAGACAAACUUUGAUGACCAUACCAUGUCUACCUCAGUAGACCAAACAGACUCAUUAGGCGACAUCUCCAAUGACACUUCACCGCCUCGUCCUGCGUCACCCUUAUUUACCAUGGAUAACUCGGCGAACCAAGACACACAAGGUCCACGUCGCAUUCUUUACUGUCAGUACUGUCCACGGGUCUUCUACUAUCUCUCGGACCUCGAACGGCAUUCCAUCACGCACUCGCAAAACAAACCCCAUGUAUGCCAACUUUGCGGCAAGGCGUUCAAACGUUCAAGCCAUCUCGAGCGACACAAACACAUCCAUACUGGUCAGAGAAACUUUGUGUGCCAGCUGUGCCCUCGGCGUUUUCGGGAGUCCGGAGAGCUAAUGAGGCACCAGAGAGUACACACGGGUGAGAAGCCCUUUCAGUGCUUAAUAUGCCACAUGCGGUUUGCCGAGCGCAAUACGCUGCGGCGUCAUAUGAAGCGCAAGCACCAAGGUCAACAGCAGGAGGCGAUGGACAUGAAUGCAAAACCUCUAGGGGCAGGGAUUUCCCUCUCUGGUAUACAGGAAGAGCCAGAGGAGAAUGCCGAGUGGUACAGCUCAACGCUUCCUGAAAUGGAGACUGACAGUGACACAGGGGGUGAAUGAGCCGCUUGAGGGCAAAAACAAUAGAGGUUUAGAGUUUUACAAGAAGCAUUGAUGUAAAUACAUUUUAUUUAUUCUGUAUUGAUAUAACAGUUUCUUUGCCAGAGUUUGCAAAUUGUCUGCAUUUCAUUCCACUUAAAUCUUGAUGACUGAACCCAGCGAUGUUCACUUUUAAUUAUAUUACGCUUCAAUUAUUUAGCUGACAUUUAUGUUGAGUAAAUUUGAAUCAAAAAUU
Molecule: messenger RNA, 3522 nt
Organism: Triplophysa dalaica
Lineage: Eukaryota; Metazoa; Chordata; Actinopteri; Cypriniformes; Nemacheilidae
Product: zinc finger protein 236
Exons: 2
Coding region: 777-3290 (837 amino acids)
Biological process (GO): regulation of transcription by RNA polymerase II
Cellular component (GO): nucleus
Molecular function (GO): RNA polymerase II transcription regulatory region sequence-specific DNA binding; DNA-binding transcription factor activity, RNA polymerase II-specific
Source: RefSeq, a predicted model, not a curated record